AUCGACAAAAUGGGAUAGGAGCCGGGCCGUGACUGUGGGAGUGUGAUGCACGAUCCAGUGCAUAUUUACCGGGAUACAUGUAUCCGGUUUCCUGCAGAUUCGCAGCCCGCCACCACCAUGACCACUGCUGGCACUAUGCACGCACAGACUCAGUAUGGGCAUGGCUUCUCAACCACUUGCACAGAUGUUCAACAGGUGCCGCGGAGGCACCGACGAACUCUCCGGCGCACUCUGGCUUCUGGGUUGUGACUCGGAUUGCCAUGUCCUCCUCGAUGGCUCACCGAUAUCGAAGGAGAGAAGAUACGGGUCUUGAAAAAUCGCUUUUCUUGAAGACCCGUCACGGUCCCGCACCGCAGUUCGUGGGUUUUAUUUUCUGCUCUUCAUUGUCGAGUUGGGUAACUGGGUCGAAGUCUUGCAUAUUUGCCUUGGCAGUGUAUUCUAUCACGAAGCAAAAAUACAUCUACUCGUAGAGCCAAAGGUUCACCACGCCUUGUCUUUCCACGACAGGAAUGAAUGUCAGGACUGCUCCAAUCGGUCUAGCAAGUACCGCUCCUCGUUCUCUGCCUUUGGGCGCUUGUUGAUCACGGAUCACUGAUUGUCGCAGCCGCAAUGCUAUCAUCGGUGAUCAUUUGGGUCAUUCUGGCCGGAAUAAACUUUUCGCCUGGUGGACGGAGGAGAUCAGUUGCUAUGGCUUUCGCAUCGGGGGAGUCGGAGCAACAGCAGAAGCAGCAGCAGCAGUUCGGUCACUCGGUGUAUGUGCGCCAUUUCACUUGGCCGGCUCAUCCACCCUCUGGCAAUCCUGAGCAGCGGGUGAAAACACCGUCCUGUCGGAGCAAAGCGGAUCCUUGCGUGUCUCUCUCCGACGCUCUUGAUGUGGUGGCCGACCUAAACGAAGAAUUUGCAGAAGAUGCCGGCAAUACGUCCGAGGUGGUAAACGUGUCCGUUGUGCUGUUGGCAACGAAAGCGACGGGAUGCAAAGUCUUGUUGCAUCCCUCUCGGACGACUGUCACUGCAAGCUCCGCUUCUACAGCUAGAGUAGCUACAGAGCAGUUUGAUGUUGGCAUCACAAUAUCGCGCUAUAGCUAUACGAAUCUUGUAAUCGACGGCGGUGCUAAUAAUUGUAACCACACAACGCUGGUGCCACCACCUAGAAAAGGUCUGAGCGGUGACUCUCAUCACAAGACGGCUACCUUGUUGAAAUUUGCCGACGCCCACCAAGUCAGCAUCGAGAAUAUAGUGCUGGACAUUGGCGAGCAGAAAACUUCUGGCUGGAACAACGUUCUGUACAGCCUUGUGAAUGUCACUGAGUCGACACUCAUCCGAUUCUCCAACUGCCAGUUCAAAGGAAGGUCGGCUGACAUGAAUAUGCCGUACCUCGGACACGGAGUUUCAGUUAUGAAGAGUUGGUACGUGGUGUUCGAAUUUUGUGAUUUCAGUGGAAAUUUCAACUUGUUCCACAUCGUGCCGAGAAGGGGCGGGAAAGGAGACAAAGCCCAAGCCACGAAAGUUUUCCCCAUGUUGUACGUACUGCUAACUCCGGAAGCGCCAAGCAGGGACGACGAUGACAGAAAGCUCGCACAAACGUUUGUCUGCGCAAUUACAAAGGUCCCUGGUUCCUGCUCAAACAGUACGCACCCGCCAGCCCUCCUUAUCAGCGCGUGUUAUUUCACGUGCGGACAGGAGUGUAAUGAGGCUAAUAUGACGUCGACUCUGCACAGGUCAUUUCUCUUGCAGACAGGUUCUCGUAAGGGAGCUCUCCGGGGGCGAGCGCUUGGCAUCUACCUGCCUCUUAACACAGGCAUUCUUGUCAACAUUCACAAAACACACUUCUACAAUAUUUGUAGCGCUGUAGCAACCACAGUCUUGGUGAAAUUUUACAUGUACCGGCGCUAUACCAGGAGCGAGGCCAGUCUUCUUGUUUGCUCCAAUUGUAGUUUCCUUGAAAGUAUUGGCAUGAUGGGUGGCGGAGCGACAAUCAGGUUUCCAUACCAGUAUGGAAACACUCGUGGUGGUCAGCUCACUGGACCCUUUGUCAUUGUCAACAACUCUGAAUUUGCAGGCAAUGUGGCUUUGAGAGAAGGCGGUGGUGUUGCAGUUACCGGCUGGCCAGCGCCCGCUGCAGAAGGACAUGUGCGCUUCGUAAAUGUUGGCUUCUUUGAGAACAUAGCCAGCUGGAAUGAGCUACAUCUUCCUGGGGGUGCAAUAUCUAUCAACGGCAGGAGUGGAAGAAGACCAACCACUACACAGCCGCGGAGGACUCCAUCUUCGCGGCGGCCAACGCGCUCCAGUGGUGCAGGGAAGAGAAGACCGAGCAAGUGCAUAGGCCAGGCUCUCUGCAUACAUUUCUUGAACGUCAAUUUCACUGACAACUCUGGAUUUGGAAGUUUCCGCAUCGGCCAUGCCACGGCAGUAUUCAGCGGCACAAGGUUUGAGAACAACAGUGAAUCGGCCAUUGUCGCAGACCAGGCCCGUCUAAUCUUCAGUGAUUCUCUGCUGAUGGUGAACAACAGUGGAAAAUACGGUGGUGCAUUUCGCCUACGCAAGUUUUCCUGGGCAGACCUGACUGAGGUCACCAACUUGACAAUGGAGCUGAACACGGCGCAGGCACAGGGCUCCAUACUGCACGUCGAUCACGAAACAUCGGCGACCACACUCAACCGUGCGCUACUGAGCAAUCCGACAAGGGACUAUUUAUCGUAUCGUUGUCCGCUCAGAUUUCCGAGAAUUCUGGAUGAAAAUCUUACGGCAUUUGCGCAUAUUCUAAAGGCCAGUUCAGACGGCGCUUCUGCCUUCUUCAUGAGCGACCUCAAAACAUGUGGCAUACGAUACCGCCACCUGAUGUCAUUCCUAUACGAUUCUCCGAUUGAAAACCCUCGUUACUGCAUGCCUUAUGCGCCUGCCAAGUGGGAUAUGGUUAACAAUGAGACCGCAUGCGAUCAGUACUACUGCGCAGUUCUGGAGCAGUAUGCGCAUGACGGUUCUUGUCUAGAGCAGUGUGCACGCCAAGAAACGCCGAUACCACUGAGGCUAAAUUGUUCAAUUGGUAGAAGAACACUCCCGGAUGAACGUGUCCUGUCAUGGACAUACCCUUCCUGUCUGGAAAACAUCACAAACCACUUUGAUGAACUGGAGUCUAACGCCUCUGCUAAAAGUCAAACAUGUCAAAGGUACACGCCUCGCAGUGCGGCGGGCAAGGAUACUCGUACUUCGCCUGUCGUUCUGAACGGUAUCUGCCAUGGGUACAAUGCAAGUGUCUGUGAGAGACCCAACGCAUACCUGCAUCAACCACCGAAUGCCUGCUACAGCCAAAAGCAGGGCCUACUAAUAGUAAAUAAUUUUCAGAAGCAGCGCAAGCCUGGUGCCGGUGCCUUCCCAAUCGCUUCCAAACCAGCGUGGCUGAUAUUUGAAUCCACGUCCACCGCUUGCUACAAGACUGUCGGUGAUCAAGUAUGGUACUUUGGCGAGAAUUGUGCACAGAAGGACAUCUUCUCUAGAGCACUUCAGAGCCCGGUGGAACUGCAGCUGAGGACAGACUGUGCUUUGCUGGAAAUGGCAGAGACAUACAGCAAGCGCCGGUCCACUCUCCUACCCAUCUUGCCCGGCUACUAUCAUGUGCUUGUGCCCUGGGCAUCCAUGCUUCACAACUGGGACCGGGCAGAUGACGACAAGAAGUGUUCCGCUGACACUCGGGGCUUGUUGCGAGGCAAGGCCACCAGCAUAUCUAGAAUAACGUUGAAUCCUGCUCCAGGGGAGAUGUUCAGUCUGCAGGUGACAGCUUAUGAUCAGGUGUUGCGCAUGAGAGGAACGGCAUUGAAAGUCAGGGUUGUUUCCGAAUACCCUGUGGUGAUGGGACACAUGAGCUAUCUCAUCCUGCCAGACCUUGGCCAGGUCUUCUUUUCUGCGGAUCCCAUUCAGAACAUCUCGCUGUACGGGCCACCCGGUGCCAUUGGAUCCAUUGAGCUCAGCGUGAAGGGUGAGAUCACAUUCAAGGAUCUCUGGGACUCGUUUCUGUCUCUGACAAUCCCGUUUCGUCUGCGCCAGUGUCACCAAGGCUUCCUGAAGAUGGAUGAAACAAACAAAACCGCACGGGAGCUGGUCAAUACAUUCAGCUCUCCUUCUUCUUCGCAUAAUCUGACGGGAAUCAGAAAGAAGAUCAAGUCGCAGAUGGGCUGCCAGUGUGCGAAAACGUUCCCAUGCGUGAAAGCGUGUAGUUCAAGGGGAAAGAAGGCGUAUAUUAGCAGAAACUGCUGGGCAGGAAAUAGCAAGGAGGUGAGGCCCAUCGGUAAAAGGCCUGGGUCGUAUGGAUUUGACAGGACUUGGUUCAACUUAUCCAUUGAAGAGUUCUCCAGUAACAAAACCCGCUAUGAUCCGAUCGGCAGUUACGACCAAGAACUGAAUGGCUUUGCUGCAGAGACGUGCCCGUUGGGCCUGUGUUCGCCACAGCUACGCGGCCAUGACGUGUGGGUGAUCGGAGAUCAUAACCCGUGCGCUAGCCUGUGCAACUGUGGAGGUCCUCUUUGCACAAUCUGCAAGACUGGAUACAGGUAUACAAUGAACUUCAUUUCAUGUGUGGAUUGCAGCAAGCGUUUUCAGGUGCCAAUAGGUGUAUACUUUGCUCUGAGCUUCGCCAUUCAGCUUGUCGUCUUUGCUAUUCUCCUCUUUCUGAACGUCGGUCUCACACCAAGCCUAGAUACAUGGAUUCUUUUCACACAGGCAUUCUAUUGCAUUCAUUUUGACAACAACUACAGCAGAGAGAUAUUUCACAACAUCAUCACGUUUGGACUUGGUCGUCUUUGCAUCACGGAAGACAUUGAUGCUCUGGUGCGCGUCCUUGCACUGGUGAUAAGCCCAUUCUACAGCCUCACUAUACUCGCGGUUAUCUACCUUGCAGCGCGACGGGCCACCAGGCUGCAGCUUUUGCAGCGCCUACAGAGUCGCCACUCUAUCCGCCAUGUCUUCUGGCUGGUCAUCAUUGUCUCGCACUGCCUCAUGGUACAGCUAGCCGGCUCGCUGCUCAGCUGCUCAAAACUGAACGGCAAGAGUGUUCUGAACAUAAGUGCAGAUAUUCAGUGCUUCACUGGUAAGCACAUGGGCUACGUCUUGCUUGCCAUCGCAUCGCUCCUGGUUUUCGUGCUACCCCCGCCCAUGCUCCUGAUAUGGCGGCCCACGCACAUCUGGCCCGCGCUGACGGGGUUCUUCGACGAGGCGAUGCACAUCUACGUUCCGAACAAGCCCUGGUGGGCCAGUGUCAACAUGUUGCGACGGGUCGUCUACACAAUGGCAUUGCCAAUCAUCAGAAACAGUCAGCAUCGGCGAGUGUUCCUCUGCAUCUACACGGGUGCAUUACUGGCGUUACAUGGAUACAUACGACCAUUUCGACGCAAUGCUCGCCUGUGGAAGUUCAACGACUUUGACAACACAGUCGAGUUUGUCUCACUGUUUUCCUUACUGGUCUUGUCGGUAGUACGCAUUGUUCAACUGGAUAUGCAGUUUGGCAGUGAGCACAGAAACAGCCUUGCUCCAAUAAUCGUCUACUCCCUGGUCAGCACUCUUCCAUUGAGCGUUUACGUCUAUCGCUUUGUCCGUAGCUGGAGAAAUGUGCUGGGACAAAAAGGGCGCGAGCCGCUUGUUGUGCUGUGGGACGAAUCAAGCGAAGAAGGAGCAUUCAGGCUUGCACAGAGGCGAGAGCUUGCAGUGCGGCAAGCUGACAAUGCGGGUUCAGACUCGGAAAAUCUAUGUACACCUACAUGCAGUCCCUCUGCCGCUGAUGACAUCCAGGGCAGUGGCAGCAGCAGCAAUGGGCAACACAUCGAGCUGAGACCGAGUGCCAGUGGCAGCAGUCGCAGCCUGAAGCGCUCCAGCGACCUACGAGAGCCGCUUCUAAUGGAUGAGAUGGUAGCCAGCACUGAGCGCAGUCUGCGGGAGGCCGCUGCCUCUCCUGGACAUUCACUGCAAUCUCCAUUGAAACGCCCAUCACGCAAGCAAGAAAAGCAGAGCAGAAAGGCCAAGUGGUUUUCCAGAUAUCGGAAAUCAUGAUAAAAAUGAAGGAAGGUAAGCACUUUCUUUGCUCAAAAAUGUUUUGUUCAAAGAGGAGGGUAAAGCAGUGUGAAGUACCGCAGUGUGUCACUUUAGAUUUAAUUGUUCACCCAUCCAUGCUUUUGGAACAUGAAUAGCACAGCGAUAAUCCAACUCCAUGCCUGCGACUCAAUAAUAGUGUGCUUACACAACGCGUGUGCUAGAUGAAUAUCACGUCACAUCUUUGCCAAGCCAGUUUUGCAAACCCUAACCUUGUCCUUAGUGCAAACAAAGAUAAUGAACUUUGCAGUGGCGUCAAACUCCGUGUGUCUCAAUGAGAACUCAAUAAAUGCACUCACAUGCAUUUUUCCUAAUGUUUUGCACUGUGAUUGCAAUUUCUAGCUGCACGCCUCGCCUGUAGAGUUUAUUUGUGAUGCCAAGCCUACCAAUGGAUGUGUGCCUUCCCCAGACAGUACUGUUGUAUCUCAUUCGUGAGCUUAUCGACACAGCACAGAGAAAGCGGUAGGGUGUCAUAAAUGCUUUAAAAAAAAAGGACUCUGUAAGUCUUCACUACCGUUUUAUUCAUUUCCUUUCAUACUUUUUUACUUUUCAAAUCUUGGCGCAAAUUUUACGUGCUGUUGAAAACCAUUCUGCUCAUUAUCUCUCUUGCUUCAUAGGAUGAAACAUGAAUGGCAAUGCAUUAGAAGUGUGAGUCUCUCAUAUUAUA
Molecule: messenger RNA, 6742 nt
Organism: Sycon ciliatum
Lineage: Eukaryota; Metazoa; Porifera; Calcarea; Leucosolenida; Sycettidae
Exons: 13
Coding region: 610-6036 (1808 amino acids)
Source: RefSeq, a predicted model, not a curated record